AUGAGAUCAUGGACUAUCUCGAGCACGGAAAAUUGCCUGAAGAUCCCAAGGCAUCUCGGGCGCUACGUACUAAAGCAGCUCAAUAUAGCUUCAAGGGAGGUCAAUUGUAUAGAAGAUCCUUCCAUGGCCCGAUGUUUGGGAGCCUCUGAAGCUAAUUAUAUCAAGCGAGAAGCCCACGAAGGGAUCUGUGGAAAUUACUCAGGCGCAGAAUGCUUAGUGUUAAAAUUAAUUAUGAAUGGAUACUAUUGGUCCCGGGUGGAACAAGACGCUAAGGCUUAUGUUCAGAAAUGUGAUAACUAUCAACGUCACGCACCGUUGGUACAUCAAUCGGCAGAGCUACUACACUCGGAUUUUUUGCCCUGGUCAUUCAUGAAGUGGGGAAUGGAUAUAGUCGAUCCGCUGCUGCCAGCCCCCGGUAAGGUCCUUAACAGAAAAUUGGCAAGCGCAAAGCGGUAG
This is a messenger RNA of Nicotiana attenuata, 456 nucleotides long. RefSeq lists its product as uncharacterized. Bases 1 to 456 code for a protein of 151 amino acids. The record is from RefSeq and is a predicted model, not a curated record. The transcript has 2 exons. NCBI's taxonomy places the organism in Eukaryota, Viridiplantae, Streptophyta, Magnoliopsida, Solanales, Solanaceae.